AUGGAGCCGCUGGGCAAUGAUAGGCCUGAUGGUUCCUCUAUAAAACCUGUGUCCUCCCUCCUCGCGCGGUUCGAGAAUCUAAGUCAAUCUGCUCCUCUCGUCCCUCCUCAAAAUGCGCCUUCGAGGUCCAUUUCUCCAGCCCCCAAGCCUGAUAGAUUACGAGCUUUGAAAUUAUCGCAAGAUCCUCCUCCCUCUACCAGUCCAGCGUCAGCGCUCGCAACUCCUCUUGCAGCAGCUCCCCCAAAGACAUCGGUUAAAUCUCCUACGAGACCAAUACAGCUCCACGCAACAGAACCAAACAGUCUCCCUGACGGAGCCCCUGCGCUAGCACAUACAUCUACGCGGCCACUGGUGGCCGGCACCAAGUCACCAGCUUUGACAAUGCCUCCGCCGCCAGCUCUCAAAGUCCUGCCACCUCAAUCUCCGCCCAAGCCUCAAUCUCCGGCUGUUGUGUCUGCCGAUCAAUCGCCAUUUUUAGAUCCGACGACUGCUACAUCGCAAGAGCUCCCAGGCGCUUCGCCAAUACCCAUCAAGCUACCCAGUCGGCCCAUCACUCCGAUUCACCCUCUCUCUGCUCCUCGUUCGCCUCGCUUGACUUCAACACAGCCUCCAUCACCACCUCCUCCAAGACGGUCUGUCGAAAUAAGGCGGGAACCGAGGCAACCUCCGCCGCCGCCAGCUCCCCGUCUCGACAAGUCCAGAAAAACGACUCCGGUUUCAUCGAGUCUUUCGGAUGCGCGCAAGAUCAGCACGUCCAGUAAAGGCAACACUGUCGACGAGACGUCUCCCUUCAACAGCCCACCAGCCGGUCCGGAAAAGACUUUCGACGGAGACGAGAGUCCGCCUGAGCUACCCAUGCGACCAAGAACAGAAGCGAACAUGGACCUUGUCUCCAGACCUAAGCCUGCUGUAGGUGCAGGUUUUGAGCCGCCACCGGUACAUCACUCUAUAGCAGUCAGGAGAACAGAACGUGACCCGGUAGUGAAUGGGACUACUAAGCCAUAUCUCAUAUCGCAACACCCUACAGAUGAUCGAUUCGUCCACUCACCCAAACGAUCGACUAGCGAUCUGACGACGAUGACAUACGGCGCCAACAGCUACAGCUUAGACAAACCGCCUCCGAAACCACCUAGGCCAGCUCAACAGCGAACUUCUACCACGCAGGAUAUCUUAUCCAGCUCUGCACCAUCCGGACGGUCUCAUCAGCAGCAGAAGCAGCCGCAGCCGCAAUUGACCACUCGCCAGUUUCCCGCGCCGCCCACCGGGACUCAUGUGGCUGUAAAGACGGUUGACCGGUCCGCAGAUAGGGAGGUGCCCGACCCGCGAGCGCUCAUGCUGCCUCCACCAUCAAUAUCGGCCAAUCGCCCAACGCCCCGUAGUAUUUCGCCUGAGCCUGCAGCAAGUACAGAGCCGGCUGCACAUGUGACGGUGUUUCCGGACUGCGCAAAUGUAAAUCGAAAACCGCCACAUGCCAAAAAGGGCUGCCAUGAGAUCCAGACCAAAUAUGAUCCAAGAAUUUUUGAUGUCUGUGGCGACCUGGCCUGUACCAGUGGCCAAUUGACGAGAGUUUGGAAUAUCCGAGAUGGAGAGCAGAUUAUGAGUCUUGCUCACACCGAAGGAGUCAGGGCAACUGCAGUUCUGUUUAAGCCAGCCGCGGACCCAGACCACGAGGGAGCCUUCAUAUGGAUAGGUACCAAUAUGGGCGAGCUCAUGGAGGUUGAGGUGGCCACGCAACGGAUUACUGAAGUAAGGGCGGGUGUGCAUGGUAAGGCGGAGAUUACGAAAAUAUACCGACACUACAACCAAUUAUGGUCACUAGAUGAAGGGGGCACACUCAAUCUUUGGCCUGGUGACAGUGAUGGGGUUCCGAACCUCAAAAGCCAUCCUGUUACUCAGCCAAGCAGGCUUCCAAAAGGUGCCACCUUCUCUAUGGUGGUUGGUAGCGAACUAUGGCAUGCAACUGGUAAAGCGAUUCGGGUAUUUGAGCCUUCAACUGACGGGUCCAGACCCUUCCAGGUGUUGGUUCGACCUUUGACUGCUGACGGUUGUGGCGAUGUUAGUGCCGGGACCAUACUCAGUUCAACGCCCGGCAAGGUGUACUUUGGCCAUAUGGACGGAAAAGUGAGUAUUUUUUCAUCGUCGGACUACACUUGUCAAAUGAUCUUGAAUGUCAGUUCCUGGAAGAUUAAUGGACUUGCCGGUGUUGGACACAAUCUUUGGGCAGCCUACAACACGGGCAAGAUUUGUGUAUACGAUACUACCCAGCAACCCUGGACUCUGAAGAAGGAGUGGCAGGCGCACGAUCAAUCAGUCUUGAAGAUGAAGAUGGACCCAUCGAGUGCCUACCGUAUAGAUCAGCUGCAGGUUGCAUCUCUUGGCACUGAUAGCAAAGUUAGGUUGUGGGACGGUAUGCUGCAGGACACUUGGCUGGAAGAUGAUCUCAAGUCUAAAGAUAUCGACUAUUGUGAGUUUGAAGAAAUCAAAGCCAUGGUCUUCACAUGGAACGCUGGAGCAUCAACUCCCCAUAGCCUCCGAUAUUCGAAAGGCGACGGCGACUCUACCUUCUUCCAGGAUCUGCUGCGGUCAAGCGGGUCCCCCGAUAUUCUUAUUUUUGGCUUCCAAGAGCUAGUCGAUUUGGAAGACAAGACAGCUACAGCCAAGCGGCUUCUCAAAUCCAAGAAGAAGGAAGGGACUGAGCAAGAACGCAUGAGUCAUCAAUAUCGUGACUGGAGAGACUUUUUACUCAAGACAUUGGACGACUACAUGCCUGGCGAUCACUUGUACCACCUUCUCCAAUCAUCGCCUUUGGUGGGGUUAUUUACUUGCGUGUUUGUAAAAUCGACUAUUAGGGACAGGAUCCGAGACCUCAACGCAGCAGAGGUCAAGCGAGGCAUGGGGGGCCUACACGGAAACAAAGGAGCCAUUGCGAUCCGAUUUCGAGUGGAUGAUACUUCGCUCUGUUUCAUCAACUGCCAUCUGGCAGCUGGACAAUCGCAAGCAAACUCGCGUCACAACGAUAUUGCUGCGAUUCUGGAUGCGAGUUUAUUUCCGACCGAGUUGGAUCCAGAAACGCGACUGGACACAUUCACCGGCGGGGGUGAUGGGUCCAUGAUUCUUGACCAUGAGCUUUGCAUUCUAAAUGGUGACCUGAACUACCGUAUUGAUACAAUGUCUCGUGAUACCGUGGUUAAGGCGGUUCAGCAACAGCAGCUCGCCAAGUUGCUUGACCGUGACCAGCUCCUGGUGGCACGACGCCGCAACGCUGCCUUCCGUCUGCGUGCGUUUGAAGAGCUUCCCAUAACAUUUGCGCCGACCUACAAGUAUGAUGUCGGCACGGAUACGUAUGACACCAGUGAGAAGAGACGAAGUCCCGCCUGGUGCGACCGUUUGCUCUUCCGGGGACAGGGACGGGUACGUCAACUGGAUUACAAGAGACACGAAGUGCGAGCCAGCGAUCAUCGACCUGUUACGGGAAGUUUCCGCCUCUGGGUGAAGAAGGUUGAUGCCGCAGGGAGGGCCAGGGCUUGGAUGGAAAGUCAGGGACGGUUUGAGAGUGUGCGAGCACAGGUCAUGGCCAAUGAGAAGUGA
This is a messenger RNA of Metarhizium acridum CQMa 102, 3588 nucleotides long. RefSeq lists its product as uncharacterized. The record is from RefSeq and is a predicted model, not a curated record. Gene Ontology annotation, molecular function: phosphatidylinositol-4,5-bisphosphate 5-phosphatase activity; protein binding. NCBI's taxonomy places the organism in Eukaryota, Fungi, Ascomycota, Sordariomycetes, Hypocreales, Clavicipitaceae. Gene Ontology annotation, biological process: phosphatidylinositol dephosphorylation.